UGGCGCGCUGGGCGAAGCAGCAGCAACAAAAAGGCUCCGGGGAAACUUUCCUCUCAGGCUGAGGCUUCCCGCGCUUCCACCUGUGGAGCUGCCGCCGCCGUCGCCGAACAAUCCCCGGGGGACGAAGAUGGGCUGCUGCUGCUGCUCCUCCUCCUGGCAACUGGCGCUCCUGGCUUCGCUGCUCUUCGCCGUGGCGGACGGCCAGCUCCGAGGUUUAUUUCCUGCCAUUUUAAACCUUGCUAGCAAUGCUCAUAUCAGCACCAAUGCUACUUGCGGUGAAAAGGGCCCUGAGAUGUUUUGUAAACUUGUGGAGCAUGUUCCAGGUCGGCCCCUACGCAAUGCGCAGUGUCGGAUCUGUGACCACAAUAGUGCAAAUUCCAAAGAACAACACCCUAUCUCAAAUGCUAUAGAUGGUACUAAUAACUGGUGGCAAAGUCCUAGCAUUCAGAACGGAAGACAAUACCAUUGGAUAACCAUAACUCUGGAUUUAAGACAGGUCUUUCAAGUUGCCUAUGUGAUCAUCAAAGCUGCUAACGCUCCCCGACCUGGAAACUGGAUUUUGGAACGUUCUCUGGAUGGGACUGAUUUCAAGCCAUGGCAGUAUUAUGCAGUUAGUGAUACUGAGUGCCUAGUAAGAUACAACAUAACACCAAGGCUUGGGCCUCCUACAUAUAAGAGAGAUGAUGAAGUUAUCUGCACUUCUUAUUAUUCUAAGCUAGUCCCACUUGAACAUGGAGAGAUCCAUACAUCGUUGAUCAAUGGUAGACCUAGUGCUGAUGACCCUUCACCAACAUUAUUGGAGUUUACUUCUGCACGGUACAUCCGGCUUCGAUUACAACGUAUAAGAAACCUUAAUGCGGACCUCAUGACCCUUAGCCACCAUGAUCCUAAAGAUCUUGAUCCUAUUGUUACCAGAAGGUACUACUAUUCAAUAAAGGACAUCUCUGUUGGAGGGAUGUGCAUUUGCUAUGGCCAUGCUCGAAGCUGUCCUUUGGAUCAAGUCACAAAGAAGCUUCAGUGCCAGUGUGAGCACAAUACUUGCGGUGAGAGCUGUAAUGAGUGUUGCCCUGGCUACCACCAGGCCCCGUGGAGACCAGGAACCAUUUCUGCUGGCAACAAAUGUGAGAGAUGCAACUGUCAUAACAAAGCAGAAGAUUGUUAUUAUGAUCAGAGUGUGGCAGAUCAGAAAAGAAGUUUAAACAUUCACGGCCAGUUCAAAGGUGGCGGAGUGUGUAUAAACUGCACUCAGCACACCACUGGAAUAAACUGUGACAUGUGUACUGACGGUUACUAUAGGCCACAUAAAGUGUCUCCCUUUGACGAUAACCCUUGCUUUCCCUGUGAAUGUGAUAUAUUUGGGUCCCUUGGUUUUGACUGUGUUAAGGAUGAUGAUCAUGCUGACCCACAACAUGGUGUUCAGCCUGGUCAGUGUCACUGCAAGGAAGGUUACGCAGGAGAGAAGUGUGAUCGCUGUGCCUUCGGCUACAAAGGUUAUCCAAGCUGCAUGCGUUGCAACUGUAGCCUGGUUGGUAGCAUUAAUGAUGACCCAUGCACAGAACCUUGCCUUUGUAAAGAAAAUGUUGAAGGAGAAAACUGUGACCGUUGCAUGCCAGGAUUCUAUAAUCUCCAAGAAAGAAAUCCCCAGGGCUGCACUGAAUGUUUCUGUUUUGGGGUUUCUGAUGUCUGUGAAAGCCUUCCAUGGCCCAUCAGUCAGGUGUCUUCUAUGGCUGGGUGGCUGGUGACUGCUCCACUUACCACAAAAACCAUACAGCCUCAACAAGAUCAGUUUGAUGGACCUCAUCAAAUAAGUAUUAAUAAUAUAGCAGCUGCAAAAAUACUGAAGUCUCCUUAUUACUGGUCUGCACCCAAGCCAUAUCUUGGAAAUAAACUCACUUCCUUUGGUGGUUAUUUGAAGUAUACUGUGUCCUAUGAAAUUCCCAUGGACAGUACGGAUAGUGAUUUGGUAUCUAAUGUGGAUGUUAUUGUUCAGGGCAAUGGACAAAUUUUAUGUACAAGAUCUGAAGGGUUGUCUUUGCAACCAUAUGAGGAGUAUUCCAGCACUGUACGACUUGUGUCUGAAAACUUCGUUGAUUUUAAUACGAAGAAAUUAAUAGAUCGAGAUGUGCUGAUGACAGUUUUGGCAAAUGUUACCCAUCUUCUGAUCAGGGCCAGUUACAACAUUGCAAAAAAGGCUGUAUACAGGUUGGAUUCUGUCACUUUGGAUACAGCAAAUGCUAAUCUCAUAGAUGUGUCUUCAGCUGCAGAUGUGGAAUAUUGUGAAUGUCCCCAAGGCUACUCUGGGAUUUCUUGUGAGUCCUGCCUUCCUGGCUACUACCGAGUAGGUGGCAUACUUUUUGGAGGGAUUUGCCAGCCAUGUGAUUGCCAUGAUCAUGCAACGGAAUGUGACAUUCAUGGUGUUUGUGUUGCUUGCAAGCACAACACUACAGGGAGUUAUUGCGAUCAGUGUUUGCCUGGGUUCUAUGGGACGCCAUCCAGGGGGACUCCAGAGGACUGUGAGCCGUGCGCCUGCCCACUGAAAACUGCUUCAAAUAAUUUCAGUCCUACCUGUCACUUGGAUAAUGGAGGUGACGUUAUCUGUGAUAAAUGUCCUCCGGGUUAUGCAGGAGCCAAGUGUGAAAGAUGUGCAAAUGGCUACUAUGGUGAUCCUUUGGUCCUUGGGCAGUCCUGUGUUCCUUGUGACUGCAAUGGCAAUGUAGAUCCCACGGAAGACGGCCACUGCAAUUCCCUAACAGGAGAGUGUCUGAAGUGCAUUGGGAAUACUGUGGGACAACACUGUGAAAGCUGUGCUGAUGGGUAUUACGGGGAUGCAGUGAUCAGCAAAGACUGCCGUGAGUGUGGGUGCCAUGUGAAUGGCUCCAUUUCCAGUGUCUGCCAUCCGAAGACUGGUUUGUGCCAAUGCAAAGGAAAUGUGGUGGGACUCCGAUGCGAUAAGUGUUUGCUUGGAUAUUACGGCCUAAGUAGCGGACUUGGCUGCCGUCCCUGCAACUGCAGUAAAGCUGGCUCAACUGCUGAGGACUGUAAUGAUGAAGGACAAUGUCUCUGUGUGCCAGGAGUAGCUGGGGAGAAGUGUGAUCGCUGCGCUCAUGGCUUUUAUGCAUUCCGGGACGGUGGCUGCACACCUUGCAAUUGUGCUCAUACGCAUGAUGUUUGUGAUGGAGAUUCUGGAAGAUGCAUCUGCCCCCCUCAUACUGAAGGAGAAAAAUGUGAACUAUGUGAGGAGAACUUCUGGGGUCUUGAUCCAGAGAAUGGGUGCAAGGCCUGCAAUUGCAGUGAUAUAGGUUCAGUCAGUCUCCAGUGUGACCAGCUGACUGCUCAAUGUCAGUGUAAGAAUGGAUACGGAGGAGACAGCUGCGCUAUCUGUGCUUUGGGGUAUAGAGACUACCCAGAUUGCAUUCCUUGUGAUUGUGACUUGCGGGGCAGCAAAGUAGACAUGUGUGAUCAAAAUCAAGGAAUCUGCAACUGUGAAGAGGAAACUGGUGCAUGUGUCUGCAAGGAGAAUGUGAUUGGAUUGCAUUGCAGUGAAUGCAAACCUGGGACGUUUGCUCUUCAUGCCACUAAUGCUUUGGGAUGCAUCUCAUGCUUUUGCUCUGGGAUGUCAGAGUCGUGUUCAGAAGUAGAAGACCAUGUGAGAGUUCCAGUCACCCUGUCUCUGCAGCAGACUGUUCUGUAUGUGGUUUCUCACAGUAACCUCACUGGAACCAGUGAAGGUGUAUUUUCCCAGUUCCCUGAUAUCUUAAUGGAUGUCAAAGCAGUCCGACAACACUUGAAUACAGAACCUUUUUACUGGAAAUUGCCGGAUCAGUUCCAGGGAGAUCAGCUCAUGGCAUAUGGUGGAAAAUUGAAAUACUCAGUAGCUUUUUAUGCUUUGGAUGGCGUUGGAACCUCAAACCUUGAACCACAAAUCUUAAUGAAAGGGGGUCGCACCAGUAAACAAGUCAUCUAUGUGGAAAUUCCUGCUCCAGAGAAUGGAGUAAGACAAGAUGAAGAAAUAGAAAUGACAGAGAGUGCCUGGAAAUAUUUUAAUUCGGUGUCUGAUGAAUCUGUUUCUCAUUCUGACUUCAUGUCAGUGCUGAGCAAUGUUGAGUACAUCUUGAUAAAGGCAUCGUAUGGUCAAGGAUUACAACAAAGCAGAAUCUCAAAUGUCUCUAUGGAAAUUGCUAUGAAAGCUGACGAGAUGCCCUUGAUUAAGGAAGUGGCUCAUCUCAUCGAGAAAUGUAUAUGCCCUGAAGGUUAUGCAGGCCUCUCAUGCCAGGACUGUGCACAAGGAUACUACAGAGAGAAACAGUAUUUGGACAAGUCUGCAAACCUUAAAGCCUUCCUCUCAUUCAUCCCACCUUGCGUGCCAUGCAGAUGCAACAACCACAGUGAUGUUUGCAACCAAGAAACAGGAAAGUGUUUGGACUGCAGAGAUAAUACAGCUGGCGACCAGUGCAGUGUUUGUGCUCCAGGCUAUUACGGCAAGGUGAUUGGAUCUGUCAAUGAUUGUUCUCUGUGUGCAUGUCCAAGAAUGAGCCCAGGGAGCUUUAGUUCCACAUGCAUUAUGAAAGGUGUGAGCGAUUUCUACUGCAAUGCUUGCAUCACUGGAUAUGAAGGGCAAUACUGUGAAAGGUGUUCUCCAGGUUAUUAUGGCAAUCCUAAAGCACCUGGUGGCUACUGUCAGCAGUGUCAGUGCAACCCAAACGGUUCUGUUCACAAUAAUUGUGAUCAUAUCUCUGGGCAAUGCAUCUGCAAACAAGGUGUAACAGGGCAGCUGUGUGAUGAGUGUGAAUCAAGGCACAUUCUCGUGGAAAAUGAAUGUGUUGCUUGUGAUGACGACUGCACAGGAUUGUUAUUAAAUGAUUUGGACAAACUAGAUGAAGCCAUGCUUUUGGUAAACCUUACUGGCCCUGUCCUGGUGCCCUAUGGGAUACUUGCAGACUUGGAAAAUGCCACAAAGCAUUUAAAGGAGUCGUUUUGGACUAAGAAAGAACCAACCUCCUCAACAGAAAUCAUGAAUGACCAUCUUGUAACCCUUUCAGGUGAUACAGACCAGCUGCACAGAGAGCUAACUAGGAUAUUAGAAAGAGGAGGGCUUCUCCAUGAUGCUGCGGAAAGGACCUUGAACAAGAGUCGAGAGUUGGCUAUAUUUAUCAACACAUUACAGGCAACUGUUAAAGUACUUGGGGAAGUGGCAGCAUCCCUUAAUGAAACAUUAGGUAUGGAUUUCCCUUUGUCAAACAGGACAUUUCAAGAACUGGAAGAUGAGAUCCCUGUCAUGUUGGAUGUAAUGCGUGGAAGAUAUUUCAAGCAGAUGUACCAAGACAGUAAUCUUGAGUUAAAAGCGGCAGAACGCUUGUUGCUACUAAUCCAGAAAGAGUAUGGGAGACCACAGCAGGAAUUUAAGAACUUACAAAAAACUGCAAAACACAUAUUAUCAAACCACAGCACCAGACUUCAGGAAGCCAAGGAUCUUGUGAACGAGGCUACAACUAACACAAAUGAAACCAUGCGGCUGCUUUUUCUUAUUAACAGCAACCUCAAGGAAUACACUCAAACAAAGCUGAAUGUUCAAGAAAAGAAGGAACUCUCGGUUAUGCUGACCAGAGAAGGCAAAGUACAGGUGGAUGCAGCUGCUGCACUUGCUAAAGAUGUAAUUAACUCUACAUCUAGUCUAGAAAUCCACCGGGAUGGACUGGUCCUAUGGAAUGGCAAACUAAGGCAGCAUGUGGAUGACCUGGUCAUGCAGAUGUCCACUCGAGGGGCUGUGGAUUUGGUUUACAGAGCGGAAGAACGUGCAGCUGAGUUACAGAGAGUUGCUCGUGCACUAGACAGUGGUCUCCUGAAUGUUAGGAAUGUGUCCUUGAAUGCAACAAAUGCUGUCUCUGCGUUUUCCACCAUUAAAAGUUUGGUUGAAAGUGCAGCGAAUCUUGCAGGAGAUGCCUACAGGAUUAUAACAGAUGUGCCAAAAGAAACUUUUAAUUCUACUGGGAAAAACAUUCUCCAGCUUGGCUCCAAGUUUUUGGCUGAAGCAAAAAGUUUGCACAAGAAGUAUGAAGGGCUUACAUCUGGAUUAAAUGAGAUGAACAUAAAAGUGGAAAAACUUAAAGAGAAAGCUAGUGGAUUUGCUAAGCAGUUUAAUGGCUCACUGUUGCAACUGAUUGCAUUGCCAAAUGAUACCAGUGAAAAUAUUCUCGCUGUAAGAGAGCUGGCAGUGUCUGCUAAUACAACUGCUCUUAAUGGUUUAAGGCACACUGGGGUUUUUAGUGAGAAGUUCCUGAACACUUCAUUCACAUUGUCUAAGGUUAAUGAGACAUUGCGGAAAACCAAUGAACUUAUAAUCGACUCAUCAAAAGCUGCAGCGUCAGCUGAAAGAAAAGUGAAUGAAGUUGAAAUCCAGGCCGGCCUCCUGUUUGGUAGGCUGAAGCCUCUGAAAGUGCUGGAAGAGAACCUCAGCAGAAACAUCUCGGAAAUUAAAGAGCUCAUCAGUCAAGCCCGUAAACAGGCCGCCUCUAUUAAAGUCGCUGUGUCUGCAGAAAGAGACUGCAUUCGUGCUUAUCAGCCCCAGAUACUGUCUACGAACUAUAAUACAUUAACAUUAAAUGUUAAAACAACUGAACCUGAUAACCUCCUGUUUUACCUGGGUAGCAGUGGUAAAGCUGAUUUCAUGGCAGUGGAGAUGCGACGUGGGAAGGUGGCCUUUUUGUGGGAUAUGGGCUCUGGAUCAACAAGGCUGGAAUACCCUGACUUUUCCAUUAACAACAACAAAUGGCACAGAAUACAUGCUACAAGGUUUGGAAGAACUGGCACUCUGAGUGUAGAGGAGGCAAACGCUUCUCAGAAGCCCUUUAUGAGAACUGCCACCUCAUCUGGGACAGCUACAGUACUGGAUGUAAACCAAUCAACACUCAUGUUUAUUGGUGGACUUGGAGGACAAAUAAAGAAAUCACCUGCCAUUAAGGUUACUCAUUUUAAGGGAUGCAUGGGGGAAGCAUCCUUGAAUGGCAAAUCUGUUGGACUUUGGAACUAUGUGGAGAGGGAAGGCAAGUGCAAUGGAUGCUUUGGAAGCCCACAGGAUGAAGACACUUCAUUUCACUUUGAUGGGAGUGGAUAUUCAGUGGUGGAGAAGUCACUUCGCUCCACUGUGACCCAAAUCAUAGUAUUUUUCAGCACCUUCUCGCCAAAUGGGCUCUUAGUGUACCUGACUUCUAAUGGCACAAGGGAUUUCUUGUCUCUGGAGCUUGUGGAUGGCAAAGUUAAGCUAACUGUUGAUCUUGGUUCAGGUCCUCUUACCCUUAAAACAGAAAGCCGCUACAAUAAUGGAACAUGGUAUAAAAUUUCAUUCACCCGAAACAAAAAAGAAGGGAUUUUGGCAGUCAUGGAUGCUUAUAACCUGAGUUCUAAAGAAACCAAGCAAGGAAUAUCCCCUGGUACAGCCUCUGACCUGAAUCGUUCCGAUAAGGAUCCUAUUUACAUUGGCGGGUUACCGCGAUCAAGGGCAGUAAGGAAAGGGCUUAACAGUAGAAAAUAUGUGGGAUGUAUUAAGAACUUGGAAAUAUCCCGUUCCACAUUUGAUUUGCUUAAAAACUCAUACGGUGUGAGGAAAGGCUGCAUUCUGGAGCCCAUACACAGUGCUAGUAUCUUGAGCAAUGGCUAUAUUGAGUUGCUGCCCAAACCCCUGUCAGCAGAAUCAGAACUUAUGGCCACUUUUGCUACAAAGAAUGCCAGCGGCAUCAUCCUCGUUGGGCUAAGUAAAGGCGCAGAAAAGCGAAGGCGCAGGCAAGCCCACCAGCCCUUUUUCUCCAUCAUGUUGGUCAAUGGUCAUUUGGCAGUGCAUGUCAAUGCCGGGGACAGAGCAAGUACAAGAAAGGUCCUCGUUGAGCCUGCUAAUGGAACUUACAGCGAUGGGCGAGAACAUUCGGUCAUCCUGACUCGGAAUAAGAGGAUUAUAACUGUCCAGGUGGAUGAAAGUAGCCCUGCAGAAAUUAGGCUUGGCCCAUUGGCAGAAACUAGGCCAAUGAAUAUAUCCAACUUCUUCAUUGGUGGGAUUCCUGCAGGAGAAGGCAUUUUAGGACUAAAGAUGGCAGGCUCUUUCUAUGGCUGUAUAACCAACUUGAUAUUUAAUAUGGAACUUCUGGAUUUCACCACUGCAGUGAGGUAUGAAGGUGUUGAUAUGGAUAGUUGCUUCCUUUGGGAGAGGCCUAGGCCUACCAGCCAGCCAGAAGACAUUGAGAUCCUUCCUGAGAUGCAGAUGAUGCCAAUUUCUUACAGGCCUCUUGCAGAAAUUAAGAAAAAACCUUGUGCAGAGGAUGAAAUACUGAAGUAUGUUUCUGGCGCUCAUCAGUUUGGCCUUGCAAGGAACAGUCACUUGAUGCUUCUUUUCAAUCAGUCCACUGUAAGAAAAAAGCUUUCUGUGCAGUUGAACCUCAGGACUUUUGCUUCUAGUGGCCUGAUAUAUUACAUGACUCACCAAAAGCAGGUCGAUUAUGCAGCCCUUCAGCUACAAGGGGGAAAGCUUUAUUUUUCAUUUGAUCUUGGAAAGGGUCGGGCAGUAGCCUUUCAUGGAGCAAUCGUCAGUGAUGGGAAAUGGCAUACGGUGAAGACAGAGUAUACUAAAAGGAAAGGUGUUGUCAUAGUUGAUGGGCAGGAAUCUGCAGCUGUAAAUGUUCCGGGAGAUGGAAACACAUUGGAUGUGGAUGGGAAGCUGUACCUAGGGGGACUACCCUCGGCUUAUGCAGCCAAGAAAAUGGGAAAUAUUACUCACAGUAUCCCAGCAUGCAUUGGUGGAGUAACCAUUAAUAGCAAACAAAUGGACAAAGAGAGCCCAGUCUCAAAUUUUGCUGUGAAUAAAUGUUACGUUGCAGCCCAGGAAGGAACGUUUUUUGAUGGAAGUGGUUUUGCUGCCCUUGUUAAGGAAGGCUACAAAGUCCGAUCUGACGUUAAUGUUACAUUUGAGUUCCGCACCACAGCUCUCAAUGGAGUUCUUCUGGGAAUUAGUAGUGCUAAAGUAGAUGCCAUUGGAUUGGAAAUAGUUAAUGGCAAGGUUUUAUUCAGUGUCAACAACGGAGCUGGUAGAAUAACAGCUACCUAUGAGCCCAAAGGCACAACUGGUCUGUGUGAUGGACUGUGGCAUAAACUCCAAGCAAACAAAAGCAAGCAUCGUAUUGCUUUGAUAGUUGAUGGAAACUUGGUUCAGACUGACAAUCCACAUACACACUCCACCUCUGCAGAUACGAACAACCCUAUUUAUGUUGGAGGAUAUCCUGCUGAUGUAAAACAAAACUGCUUGACCAGUAAGAGCUCAUUCCGAGGGUGUUUGAGAAACCUUAUGCUGCUUAAAAGCCAACAGGCAGAAGCCUUUGACUUCACUGAAGCCUUUGACCUGCAUGGAGUUUUUCCACAUUCCUGCCCUGGGGCUGAAUAGUGAACGGUCCAUCUUUAGAUGUUUCAUCUGUUUUUAAUGGAGGGAAAAUGUUUUAAAUGAUAAUCCUGGUCUCAGCAAUAUCCAUGUAUUUUCCAACUCAGGACAACUGUUUUUAACCAGAACCUCUACGAUACCACAUUUAAUUUUUAAAGUCUCUUUGUACAACAGAUACCUCUACUAAAAUGUUAACAGCAUUGAGUACUGGUUUUCAUUUUGGGUGAAAUUUGUUUCUUUCUCUCCUCACCCCCACCCAAAGUGUUUACAGUGUAUCUUCUGCUGAUUUGUUGUGAGAGUAUUUCAUUUGGCGUAUAUUGGUUUUUCUAUAAUAAAGCUAUAAAAUGGG
Messenger RNA from Podarcis raffonei (Aeolian wall lizard), 9764 nucleotides. RefSeq names its product laminin subunit alpha 1 (gene LAMA1). Gene Ontology annotation, biological process: regulation of embryonic development; cell adhesion; regulation of cell adhesion. Gene Ontology annotation, molecular function: signaling receptor binding. The coding region runs from base 128 to 9421 and encodes 3097 amino acids. Lineage: Eukaryota; Metazoa; Chordata; Lepidosauria; Squamata; Lacertidae. The record is from RefSeq and is a predicted model, not a curated record. The transcript is spliced from 63 exons.